UCCUACGACGUCGUUUUAUAACUGCUCUUCUUCUCACCUUCACUCUCUCUCUAACUCGGCUUCCGAAUUUUGCGUGGAAAAAGCAAUGUCCGUCGAUCCUCGGUUCCUGUACCAUGCUGAAGAGGAAUCUCUGAGAUACCGCGUCGGAGAUUCGAGUACCAAGAGCAGGGAGGAGCUCGAUCGUCGUUUCGAAAGUUGCGGAUUCCGGCAAGGUUUCUGUGGAAAAGACAAGGAUGAAAUGAGAUACUCCAAUGGAGAUGACGAAGACGACGAAUGUGUUCAAAGACGUAACUCUCUGAUUCAGCCUGUUUCAGGUGGUUGGGAACUGGUUGUGAGAGACGACGAUGAGGAGAAGAAGUCAUCUAUGGAUCGUCAUAAUAAGGUGACGAUCGCUAGUAACACGGAUGGUAACGUAUCUAGUUCCCAGUGUUGUUACACGCAGACGCAGGCAAAGCGAGGUUUUGCUUCUGUGGACAAGGAGAGAGCCACCUCUUUCGACUCUCUCAAGUCCAUCCUCUCUGAUCCUGUUACCGGAGCUUUGAUGAGCGAUGCUGCAAUACUGCCUUGUGGGCAUUCUUUCGGAGCCGGAGGGUUAAAAGAAGUUAAACGAAUGAAAGCGUGUUACACAUGUUCCCAGCCUACUUCAGAAGGAUCAGAAAAGCCAAAUCUGUCUCUCAGAAUUGUUGUUCAUGCUUUCUGCCAAGAAGAGGAAUCAGAUCAUGUUCACUCGUUCAAGCCAAGGAAAGAAAGGUCGGAUCAGCACAAGAGAACUUUCUGUGUCCCGAACAUCACAGAUACUCAUAAGAAUAAUAGUAGAGGCAUUCAGUUUCCUUUCUCCAUUGGGGAUCGAAUCAUCAUAGAGGGAAACAAAAGGACACCUCCACGGUUUGUGGGACGCAAGGCUGUGAUUAUGACGCAUUGCUUGAAUGGAUGGUAUGUUGUGAAGACAGUGGACAAUGGAGAGUCUAUCAAGUUGCAACAUUGCUCACUUGCCAAGAUUCACUCAGACAAUUCACCUUCUGAGGUAACAGUGGCUGAAAUGGCAGCGUCUUAGCUAUCUAGCUCAUAGAAACCAGCACCUGUAAUUCUUCCUAGACCUUUCAUGAUGUAGUAAAAGCAACGAGACGACAAAUCUUUGUAUUAAGCCGUGUGUGUUUUAUUCAAAAGAAACUUUGCUCUU
Molecule: messenger RNA, 1180 nt
Organism: Raphanus sativus (radish)
Lineage: Eukaryota; Viridiplantae; Streptophyta; Magnoliopsida; Brassicales; Brassicaceae
Product: U-box domain-containing protein 63
Exons: 8
Coding region: 86-1054 (322 amino acids)
Biological process (GO): protein ubiquitination
Molecular function (GO): ubiquitin-protein transferase activity
Source: RefSeq, a predicted model, not a curated record